Molecule: messenger RNA, 2034 nt
Organism: Phlebotomus papatasi
Lineage: Eukaryota; Metazoa; Arthropoda; Insecta; Diptera; Psychodidae
Product: CDK5 and ABL1 enzyme substrate 2
Exons: 5
Coding region: 247-1833 (528 amino acids)
Biological process (GO): regulation of cell cycle
Source: RefSeq, a predicted model, not a curated record
CUUGGAUUUUUCUGCGAGUGUCGACUGUAUUAUUUUAUAGGGUGUAGUGUUUAUCAAAUUUCCAAGCGACAGUGACUGACGACGCUAUAACAAGAAAUAAUUUAUUGCUAAAUAAAGUGAAAAAUAUUUGUUUAUCACUAUUUUUUGUGAAGUAUUACCGUACAAAGAAAAGUAUCCAUAAUGCCUAAACAUAAACCUUUGUGAGAAAACGUGCCACAGUGCGUGAAAAUUUUACAGUAAGAUUGAAUGAUGAAGAGUGUUUUUGAGUGCUCCAAAAUUGAAGCCCCCCUAACGGGUGCUUUCGAUAAGCAUCGUCUUGCUGCUCUGGCCUUCCUCUCAGCUAUCUCCCUUGAUGGCAUAGAGGAGGGUGUUACUGAACCGGCGUGUCAAAUAACAACAGUCGCCUCCAUCGAGACACAAUUGCCGGAUAAUGAAGACACAGCAGAUGAAGGGGAUGGAAAGACAUUUGCUGAUGAUAUUCGAGUUGAAACAGGACGUAGGACAGCUUUCCGGACGCGUGGUGAGGACCGACUGUCCGAGAGUUCAGACUCGGUUAUUUAUUCAAUGGGAAAAGGCGCUGUUUCAAAUACUCCCCUUAGAGAACGUCUAUCCAGCCAACCUAAUGAGAUUCUAGUAAGAUCACGAUUGGGAUCAUCAUCAAUUCGCACAAGUGGUGCUACAAAAAGGGCAAUUAUGCUUCUUAAUGACGAGAGGAAGUCAGACAUUCACAAUAGCAGUUCAGAAAGCUUAUCUUUAGGUCGCUCAAAGAAUGUUCAAAUAUCUGAUCCAAAGGAAAUACGUUUCGUUGGAGCUGCAAGAUCACAUCAUUUCAAAGAUGAUCGUGUCCUUGUGUCCUCCAAAAAAGUCCCUUUUCUGGUCUACUCGGCUUUGCCCUACUGUAAAGGACGAGAUGCUAGGAAAGAUUUUGGUACAAGACGUCGAAACACCUCUGGACCACGUCCACUCUCAGCUAUCAAUGACGCUCCUUUCGAUGCCUUUGAUCUCUUGGGAAUUGAAAAGGUCGAUGGGAGUAUUGAAGUAUCUUAUGGGCAUCUUCUAGUGCCCUCAAAACCAGGUUACAAGGAAAAGAAACAUUUGAGUACUUAUGGUACGAUACCUGAGGGUAGCUUUGAGAUUACCUCAACGAAUGCACUGAAAAAUCAUGGAAUGGCAAGGUGCUUUACUUACGAUAGCCACUCAACUGCGAAACCAAAUGCAUCCAGUCCUUCGCAGAUUUGUGAUGGUAAAACUGCAAGUGUUGAUUUGGAUGAGAGCUUGGAAAAUCGUCAGCAAUCAUUGCAGUAUUCAGCCAAUUUGCUGGAUGAUCCAGAAUUGAUUGCUGGAAAGCACCGAACUCUGCUGACCUUCACGUCGUAUAUGACAUCAGUGAUUGACUAUGUGCGGCCGUCUGAUCUUAAGAAAGAACUUAAUGACAAAUUUCGAGAAAAAUUCCCGCAGAUUCAGCUUAGUCUUAGCAAAUUGCGCAGUAUUAAGCGUGAAAUGAGGAGAAUCAAUAAGAUGGAUUCGCGAGUGGAUUUGCUUACCAUAUCUCAGGCCUAUGUGUACUUUGAGAAGCUCAUCUUGGCCAAUUUAAUUAAUAAAGCCAACAGGAAAUUGUGUGCUGGUGCUUGCCUUUUGCUUAGUGGAAAGUUAAAUGAUAUCAAAGGGGAUGUUCUCAAAAGUCUCAUUGAGAAAACUGAGAGUGUUUUUCGCUUAAAUCGCAAGGAGUUGAUAGCUUCAGAAUUUGCUGUUCUUGUGGCACUUGAAUUUGGUCUUCAUGUCCCAAUUAGUGAGAUUUUUCCACACUAUCAGAGACUGGUUUAUGAGUCCUAAGAAAAAAACAACGUAAUUCAAAAUCCUGAAAGAUUCAAAGUUUUUUUUUUGUUUAAUUACUUAAUUGGACUACUUCGAUUACUUAAAUAAAAUCUUAGAAUUUAGUAUGCUGAUUGACAAAGAAAAUAUAUAUGGAUAAUUUAUGUAUAAUGUAAAAUGGGAUUUUCUGUACAAUAUACGUUUAUUUGAUUUUUCCUUCAA